Symphalangus syndactylus (siamang) is the source of this 7850-nucleotide messenger RNA. RefSeq names its product serine palmitoyltransferase long chain base subunit 1 (gene SPTLC1). Lineage: Eukaryota; Metazoa; Chordata; Mammalia; Primates; Hylobatidae. Gene Ontology annotation, biological process: sphingosine biosynthetic process; ceramide biosynthetic process. Gene Ontology annotation, cellular component: endoplasmic reticulum. Gene Ontology annotation, molecular function: serine C-palmitoyltransferase activity; pyridoxal phosphate binding. The record is from RefSeq and is a predicted model, not a curated record.
UGAGCAGCGACGCGCACUUUUAGGACGUGCUUGUGACCCGCCUUCCGGAAGGAAGCGGCUAACUAUGGCGACCGCCACGGAGCAGUGGGUCCUGGUGGAGAUGGUACAGGCGCUCUACGAGGCUCCUACUUACCAUCUUAUUUUGGAAGGGAUUCUGAUACUCUGGAUAAUCAGACUUCUUUUCUCUAAGACUUACAAAUUACAAGAACGAUCUGAUCUUACAGUCAAGGAAAAAGAAGAACUGAUUGAAGAGUGGCAGCCAGAACCUCUUGUUCCUCCUGUCCCAAAAGACCAUCCUGCUCUCAACUACAACAUCGUUUCAGGCCCUCCAAGCCACAAAAUUGUGGUGAAUGGAAAAGAAUGUAUAAACUUCGCCUCAUUUAAUUUUCUUGGAUUGUUGGAUAACCCUAGGGUUAAGGCAGCAGCUUUAGCAUCUCUGAAGAAGUAUGGCGUGGGGACUUGUGGACCCAGAGGAUUUUAUGGCACAUUUGAUGUUCAUUUGGAUUUGGAAGACCGCCUGGCAAAAUUUAUGAAGACAGAAGAAGCCAUUAUAUACUCAUAUGGAUUUGCCACCAUAGCCAGCGCUAUUCCUGCUUACUCUAAAAGAGGGGACAUUGUUUUUGUAGAUAGAGCUGCCUGCUUUGCUAUUCAGAAAGGAUUACAGGCAUCCCGUAGUGACAUUAAGUUAUUUAAGCAUAAUGACAUGGCUGACCUCGAGCGACUACUAAAAGAACAAGAGAUCGAAGAUCAAAAGAAUCCUCGCAAGGCUCGUGUAACUCGGCGUUUCAUUGUAGUCGAAGGAUUGUAUAUGAAUACUGGAACUAUUUGUCCUCUUCCAGAAUUGGUUAAGUUAAAAUACAAAUACAAAGCAAGAAUCUUCCUGGAGGAAAGCCUUUCAUUUGGAGUCCUAGGAGAGCAUGGCCGAGGAGUCACUGAACACUAUGGAAUCAAGAUUGAUGAUAUUGAUCUUAUCAGUGCCAACAUGGAGAAUGCACUUGCUUCUAUUGGAGGUUUCUGCUGUGGCAGGUCUUUUGUAAUUGACCAUCAGCGACUUUCCGGCCAGGGAUACUGCUUUUCAGCUUCGUUACCUCCCCUGUUAGCUGCUGCAGCAAUUGAGGCCCUCAACAUCAUGGAAGAGAAUCCAGGUAUUUUUGCAGUGUUGAAGGAAAAGUGCAGACAAAUUCAUAAAGCUUUACAAGGAUACGGAAACUGGAGACUUUUAACUGAAAGAAAAGGACAAUUGAUAAAUGAGUACAUCACAGCUGUUCCAGAUAAAGAAGGGGCAGAGACAAUUAAAGUUCUGGGUGUGUCUGUGUGAUAGUAACAGCAGUUCUUGCAGGAUUUAUGGUAGAGAGAUAUAUUUGUAUUGGUUCCAGUUCCAUUGGUUUGUGAAGGAUUAAUAUGCCAACACAGCCUAGCAUAUUGGAGUCACUGGAAAUUCAUCAGCGCUAGCCUUACAUGCCCUUCACUCUGUGGUGUUAACCUGCCUUUUUCUAAGUCCAAUCUCCACUUACCCCAGCUCUAUCACACAUUUUCUUUCCAAAAUUCCUAAUCCUGUCUUCACUCCCCUCACUUUUAGCUAACAGCCUGGCCUUAUGCUGUCACUUGGGACUCUGUCAUAUUUCCUGACAAAUCUACACACCUGUGGGUAUCUGAACCAGUCUUCCCUCCUGUAGGCCAAUAAAUGUUGCUCCAACUACCACAGGCCCUUUUUUAAGGACUGAGUGCCUUUGCUUGUCCCUGCUACUUUGUCAUCAGCCUGUCCCCUUUCUUGUGUCAUUUGAUUAGCAGUCACAUCCACUUUAAAUUCCUCUUGCCUGUCACCCGACGUUUCCCUCUGCAACUCCCCAUGUCUUUGCUCCUCUCGGUAGCUAUCAUCUCCACGUCUUCACUUACACUGGCAGCUCUGAGACCGGGCUUCUGCUACUGCCCUUCGCCUGGACUCUUUUUGUGGAGGUCUCCACUGACUGCUGAAUCCAGUGGACCAUCUUCAGAGCUCAUCUUCUUGAUGUCCCCAUAGUUUUCAGCACAGGUGACCACUCUUUCCUUCUUUGGACUCUGCUACACUGCACGCCUGGAUUUCCUUUUACAUCUUUGAAUGGCUCCAUCUCGGUCUCCUCUGAAGGCUUUCUUUCAACACCUUGCUCUUCAAGGCUUUGUCUGUGCUUCUCUUGUUACCUUCUUGAAGAAUUGCCUUCUUCCACACCUGGAGCUCCACACUGUUUCAUGACACCUGUAUGUAGACAGCUCCCAGCUUCAUACCUCCACCCUGGACCACUGCAGCUGCAGGUCUCACACCCAGUUGCCUACUCAGUAUCCACAUUGGAAGACUCCAUGGCACCUCAUAGUAAACACGCAUUCAGAAGGGUCUCAGGGGCAAGUGCUGGUAUCUAGAUGGUUACAGAAAACAGUAAACAAAAUAACAAAGAGGCCAAUGUGACAGGAGGGAAGGAGUGGGAAAUCUGGUGGAAGAUGAGGGCUGGGUCAUGGGCCAUCCGCACACAGGGACUUGUGAGCCGUGAUGAGGGCGUUGGCACACAGAGGAAGCCCUGGCGUGGUUUUGAGCAAAAAAGUGAAACAGCCUAUCUGACACCCUAGCAAAAUUACUUUUGCAUGGUGUGAAAAAAUACAUUGAACAGCAGUAAGAACAGAAGUAGGGAGACCAGUUAGGAGAUUGACGCAGGUGAAAGGUGAUGGUGACUCUGACCAUGUUGGGAGCCAUGACGUGCGAAGUGUCUGGAUUCUGGGUAUCUUCUGAAGGGAGAGCACACUGGAUCUAGCAGAAGUUCAUAUGCAGGGUGAGUGAGAAAGAGAAGACUCCAGGUAGAGCUUAGGGGGUUUGGUCAGAGUAAGUAGGUAGAGUUGCUGAUGAGUGAGAGGGACAGAACUGUGGAGAAAUACUUUCUGGGGAAGGUCAGCAGUGGUUAUGUUAAGCCCAAAGUGCCCAUCAGACAUGGAGUGCAGAGCAGCAGCUGGAUAUACAAGUGUGAAGUGUGAGGGAGAGUACUGAGCUAGAGAUAAAUUUUUGAGUCUUGGGGUAUGGCUAUUAUAUGAAGCAUUUCAGUGUGAAGAGGUCAGAAACUAGCGAAGACUAGUCCGAGAAAGAGUGGCCAGUGAGGAAGAGGCAGGCUAGGAGAGCCUAGAGUCCUGGAAACCAGGGAAGAAAUUGCUUAUGUAGGAGGUCAGCCUGUGACAUGCCACUGCUGACAGGCCAGACCAGAUAACAGAACACUGAUCCUUUGACUUCGUCAUGUAGAGGUAUUAUGACUUGGUGAGUAGUUUCAGGGGAGUGUGGGGUAAAAUGCCUGGUUGAAGGAGGUUCCAGACAGGUGGACACGGCUUAGAUGACUGUUUUGAGGAGUUUUUCUCUGAAGAGGAACUGAGAAACAAGAUGGUGGCUGGAGAAAGAAAUUGGUCAGGAGAAGAAUGUUUCAGUUUAAGAUUACUGAGAUCAAUUUCUGAAUAACAUCUGGCUAAGUAUAAAACAUCCUUUCUCCUACUGGUUGGCCGUACUGUAUCCUAUACCAGGUUCCCAUUUGUACCUAGAUGUGUUUCUAAACUCUCUCUUCCAUUCCAUUGGUAUAUUUGCUCAUUCCUCAGACUCUUUUGAUUUUGUCUGUUUUUAUCACUGUUUUGGAAUACAGGUUUAUCACUGGUGUCUGUUUUUAUCGCUGUUUUGGAAUACGGGUUUCUCCAAAAUUACUGCUAGACUCUUCAUUGGAACUGCAUUAAAUUUUCUGAUGAAUGUGGAAGGAAAUGUCAUCCAUGAACAUGAGCUCUCUAUUUAAAUCUCCCUUUGUGUCCUUUAAUGGAAUUCCUAUAAUGCCCUUGUACCUUUAUGGAACCUUUAAAGGGAAUUUUCAGACAUCCUAUAGAUUUUGUUGCCGUUAUGAAUGGGGUUGUCUUUUCUGUUAUAUUUUCUACUUGAUUAUUGCUGAUUCAUAAGAACAUUAUUAUUUUCUCUAAACUGACCUUAUAUCCAGGAGUCUUUCUAAACUCUUAGUAUUUCCAGUAGUUGUUUCAUUCUGUUAUGAUGAUGUGCAUGGAAGUCCUGUUAUCUGCAAUAAUGGUGUUCUGUCUUUCCUUCCUAAUGCUUUUACAUCUUAGUUCAUUUUCUUAUUUUAUUGCUUUGGUCUGAGUCCCUAAGCCGUAUUGAACAGUGGUAAUAAUAGCAAACAUUCUUUCCUUAUUCCCAGUAUAGAAGCACUUCUUCAUUAAGUAUAAAACAUCAUGCUAUGGGUUUUUGGGGAGUAGCUUUUAUCGAAUUAUUCCUAGUUUUGUUUUGUUUUGUGGUUUUUUUAAGAGACAGGAUUGUGCUAUGUUGCCCAGGCUGGAGUGCAGUGGCUAUUCACAGAUAUAGUCAACACACUAUAGCCUCAAACUCCUGGACUCAAGCAAUCCUCCUGCCUUCACCUCCCAACUAGUUGGGACUACAGGCGCGUACCACUGCACCUGGCUACAUGAUUCCUAAAUUUGAAGGCCUUUUUUUUAAAAUCAUAAAUAGAUGUUGAACUUUAUCCAUUUUUUUUUUUUUUACAUCUAUUAAGGUAAAUCAUAAAUUUGUCUUAUGGCUGAAUUACAUUGAAAUAUUUUCUGAUGUUACACCAUCCUUGCAUUCUUGAGAAAACCGUUACUUCAUUAUAAUAUCUUUUUCUACACUGUUGGAUUUAUUUAGCUAAUAUUUUAAUUUGACUUUUUAUAUCUAUGUUUAUAAUUUAAAUGGAUCUGUAACCUUGUACCAACUUUACGUAACAUAGGAGUCAGUGUUAGGGUAGCUUCAGUAGAUGAUUUAGCUAUUUUCCACUCUUUCUGCUUCACGGAAGCACUGAGUAAAACAAGGCUUGAUCGUUUCUUCAAAAGUUGAGAGUAGGUCUCCCACUUUACGGCCAUCUGGGCUUGGGGCCUUUGGUUUGGGAAUAGUUGUUGAUUAUCUCUCAUAUAUCUAUAUUAUUUUAACUUUUUUAUUUAUAUAAAUCUGGUUAUGUGUGUUUUCAUCAUAGUGUGUUUUCUUAUCUUUAUGCACUGUCUCAUUGCACUGUGUUCUUACUCUUCUUCAGCUUCUUACAUUUAGCUUUUGGUUUUAUUUCUUAUUUUCCAAUAAACAUAUUAAAGAUAAAUAUUUUCAAAGGCAGUAUCUUCAAUGUUUAGUUCUGAAUAAUUUUUUUGUUCAAUUUUUCUCUAAUUUCUCACUUCCCUCAUCUCUGAGAUUGAGUUUGGGAGAGGACGUCAACAUCGUAUGCUGGUUUGCCUCUGUUUUCAUUGUAAUAGAGAUAGUUAUUGGUGUCAGGUCCUCCCUGUAGACUGUAAGCACACAGUGGAGACCGUGGCUACCUUGGUGAUUGCUCUGUCCGUGGGAGUUAGCCCAGUGCUCCUUUAUCCACUGGGAUAAGAUGAUAUGUUUGGCAAAGUCUUUUGUUAAAGAGUAGUGUAAUAGACUCUGAAACACGGCUUCUCUGAACUCAAGCUACAACUGUGUCCAUUUGGUUUUAAUUAAACUCAUCUGACAUUCAGCAUCUAGGCAACCAGAGAUAGGGCAUUUUGUUGAAUUCCUUCUCUCACCAGCAUGUGAGGUGAGACCAUUUGAUUAAAAAGCACAAGUUAGAUUUGGACCUCAGGUGCCUUGUAUUUCUUUUCUUUUCUUUUUUUUUUCUUUCUCUUUUGAGACAGAGUCUUGCUCUGUCACUCAGGCUGGAGCACAGUGGCACGAUCUCAGCUCACUGCAACCUCCACCUCCCAGAUUCAAGCGAUUUUCCUGUCUCAGCCUCCUGAGUAGCUGGGAUUACAGGCACGUGCCACCACACCUGGCUAAUUUUUGUAUUUUUGUAGAGACGGGGUUUCACCAUGUUGGUCAGGCUGAUCUUGAACUCCUGACCUCGUGAUCCCCCCAACCUUGGCAUCCGAAAGUACUGGGAUUAUAGGUGUGAGCCAUCAUGCCUUGUAUUUCUUGAGGAAAAUUGAGGCCAUUUGAUUCAUAUGAAAUGCUAUUUGGAAAGCAGUUUUUUUGUUGUUUUUGUUUUUUGUUUUUGUUUUUGAGACAGAGUCUCGCUUUUGUUGCCCAGGCUGGAGUGCAGUGGCGUGAUCUCAGCUCACUGCAACCUCUACCUCCCAGGUUCAAGCGAUUAUACUACCUGAGCCUCCCGAGUAGCUGGGAUUACAGGUGCCCACCACCACACCUGGCUAAUUUUUAUGUUUUUUAGUAGAGACAGGGUUUCACCAUGUUCGCCAGGUUGGUCUCGAACUCCUGACCUCAGGUGAUCUACCUGCCUUGGCCUCCCAAAGUGCUGGGAUUACAGGCGUGAGCCACCACACCUGACUGAAAGCAAUUUUUUAAUACUGUGAGAAUACAUGACCUUUAAAAAAAGAAAAGAUACUUCAUAUAUGCGUUUAACAUGGUCAGAAUUUACACAGGAAAUGGGUUUUCAAAGUGUAUUGCUUAGUUUCUACAUUAGUAAAGAACUAAUCUAGAAGGUUCCCCCACAUUCCACAUGCCCAAGAUUCCAUGAUUCAGACCUGUAGCCUGCUUUAUUGACAGAUCUAGCAUGAUGUAUUAUAUUUAAAGAAAGGAGACACGAAUUAAUAAUGUUCCAAGGCCAGGUCAGAUGAGUUUCCAGAAUUCACAUUAUUGUAACACACAGUAGUCAUUCUGUAAAGGCUUGUUGAGUCCUAAACUGGGAAGAUUCAGUUGUGCUACCUAGUACUUUUUAUUGUCAUUUCGUUCUGAGGGAAAAACAAAUCGUUUUGGGUGAAACAAACUAAAUGAAAGGAAUCUAAAAUGUUUAGCUCAGUUUCAAAUAGACAUAUAUCACAUUUGUGUCCUAGGAGGUAGGUCAAAAAUCAAAUAAUAUUUGUUGUUAUAGGAUAAAAUAGACCUUAAAUGAACCUGACUAGAUGGUAGCCGAGAUCGUGCCACUGCACUCCAGCCAGCCUGAGCGACAGAGCGAGAUGCCAUCUCAAAAAUAAUAAUAAUAAUAGUAAUACGGCAUAGCAUCUCAUGGCAGCUGUAGUAAAAAUACAGGAUUAAAUUUAAUUUAAUUUAAAAAUACAGGAUUUGGCCCCUAAAGAUCUAUCUUUCUGCCUGAGAAGCUGCAGAUUUUUGUGCUGUUAAUCCUAAGUAAAAAGAAAAUAAUUUUAAUCCAAGUAAAAUCUAAAACUUAACAUGCAAAUAAGGACAUUUUUCUAUCGAAACAUAUUGCUGUUAGUCAAAAUAUAAUGUAUGUUUGGUAUUUGUUGGGUUUUUCUUUGAGACAGAGUUUUGCUCUGUCACCCAAGCUGGAGUGUAGUGGCACAAUCUCAGCUCACUGCAACCUUGACCUCCUGAGUUCAAGCGAUCCUCCCACCUGAGCUUCCCAAGUAGCUGGGACUACAGGCACAAGCCACCACACUCGGCCAGUUUUUUUUGUUUGUUUGUUUUUGUUGUAUUUGUAGAGAUGGGGUAUAAUGCUGUUAAUGUCAGAAAUCAUCCCUGUAAUUUAUGAGAGACAAAAUAAAAACUAAAGACAUAGAUAAUAAGCAAGGAAUCAUAAUAUAAACGGUAGUGAGUAGCUUGUGAAGGAUCCAGACAGUAUGGAAAAAUAGCAAAUGAUGGAGCAGAGCCUUCCCUAAAGUGGGUGAUGAAGAAGGCCCCAGCAGCAGGCAGUGCUGGAGCUGGGCCCCGGCACGUGCAGCCAGCACAGGGAAGAACAAACAUCGGGGGUGAGGGAGCACAUGGCAAGGGAAUGACAGGCCAAGGUGGGGCCCGGAGGGCCUGUAAGGAGGCACAGACUCCCUGGUAGGAGGCACAGACUCCCUGGUGGGAGGCUGGGGCCACGAGAGCCAGUCCUGCACUCAGGAAGCCACAUCACAGGCAGACU